Molecule: messenger RNA, 3529 nt
Organism: Dreissena polymorpha
Lineage: Eukaryota; Metazoa; Mollusca; Bivalvia; Myida; Dreissenidae
Product: GATA zinc finger domain-containing protein 14-like
Exons: 3
Coding region: 1-1899 (632 amino acids)
Source: RefSeq, a predicted model, not a curated record
AUGCCGAAGUUUCAUACGUAUAUACUGGCGGUGGCAGUGCUUCUGUGUGCAGCAAGAGCUGUCUCCUCUGCUGAAGAUUCAACAACAAGUCCUCCACUACUACAAAACCAACAGCUACCACAAUCACAACAACCACCAACAAUUCAUCAACCCAACUACAAAACCAACAACCACCACAAUCACAACAACCACCACCAACACAUCAACCCCAUCUACAAAACCGACAACCACAACAAUCACAACAACCACCAACAAUACGUCAAACCCAACUACAAAACCAACAACCACCAAAAUCACAACAACCACCGCCAACAAAUCAACCCCAUCUACAAAACCAACACCCACCAUAAUCACAAGAACCGCCUACAAUACAUUAACCCCAACUACAAAACCGACAACCAUCACAAUCACAACAACAAACGCCAACACAUCAACCCCAACUACAAAACCAACAACCACCACAAUCACAACAACCACCAACAAUACAUCAACCCCAGCUACAGAACCAACAACCACCAAACUCAAAACAACCACCGCCAACACAACAACCCCAUCUACAAAACCAAGAACCACCACAAUCACAACAGCCACCAACAAUACAUCAUCCCCAACUACAAAACCAACAACCACCACAAUCACAACAACCACCAACAAUACAUUAACCCCAACUACAAAGCCAACAACAAAACCACAAUCACAACAACCACCGCCAAUACAUCAACCCCAACUACAAAACCAACAACCACCACUAUCACAACAACCACCAACAAUACAUCAACCCCAACUACAAAACCAACAACCAUCACAAUAACAACAACCACCAAAAAUACAUCAACCCCAACUACAAAACCAAGAACCACCACAAUCACAACAACCACCGCCAACACAUCAACCCCAACUACAAAACCAAGAACCACCACAAUCACAACAACCACCAACAAUACAUUAACUCCAUCUACAAAACGAAAAACCACCACAAUCAAAACAACCACCGCCAACACAUCAACUCCAUCUACAAAACCAAGAACCACCACAAUCACAACAACCACCAACAAUACAUCAACCUCAAUUACAAAACCAACAACCACCCAAAUCACAACAACCACUAACAAUACAUCAACACCAACUAAAAAACCAACAACAACCUCAAUCUCAACAACCACCAACAAUACAUCGACCCCAAUGACAAAACCAACAACCAUCACGAAUCACAACAACCACCACCAACACAUCAACUCCAUCUACAAAACAAACAAUCACUACAAUCACAACAACCACCAGCAAUACAUCAACCCCAACUACAAAACCAACAACCACCAAAAUCAAAAGAACCACCGCCAACAAAUCAACGCCAUGUACAAAGCCAACAACCACCAAAAUCACAACAACCACCAACAAUACAUCAACCCCAACUACAAAACCAACAACCAUAACAAUCACAACAACCACCGCCAACACAUUAACCCCAACUACAAAACCAACAACCACCACAAUCAGAACAACCACCAGAAAUACAUCAACCCCAGCUACAAAACCAACAACCAUUACACUCACAACAACCACCGCCAAUACAUCAACCCCAUCUACAGAACCAAGAACCGCCACAAUCACAACAACCACCAACAAUACAUCAACCCCAAAUACAAAACCAACAACCACCACCAUUUGAAUUACAAUAACCACCAACAAUACAUCAACCCCAACUACAAAACCAAGAACCACCACAAUCACAACAACCACCAACAAUACAUCAACCCGAACUACAAAACCAAUAACCACCACAAUCACAACAACCACCAACAAUACAUCAACCACAACUACACAACCAACAACCACCACAAUCACAACAGCCAACGCCAACACAUCAAUCCCAUCUACAAAACCGACAACCACCAUUAACACAACAAAUCCAACUACGAGACCAGCAACCACCAUCAACAUAUCAACCACCACCAAAGACACAAACUCAACUUUAAAACCAACGAACACCACCAAUACAACAACCACAACACAUUCUCCAUCUAAUGCGUCAUCGUCCACAGAAAAUGCUUCUGAAAAACCAUGUCCCAAGGAGGUAUCAUCUUUUACUAGUAAGUUGUCAUAUAACAUUUUUAAUGAUCAGUUCAUAAUGGACUAAAUGCUGUCUUCUGAAUUUGGACUUAAUGGUGCUUACUUGAGCCAAUGGUAGUGAUGGCGUGAAAUUGGUAAGGAUCUUACAUUUCAGUUCAAUUGAAUCCACAAAGAAGUUGCAAAUACUUUCAAACUCGUGUGUACAUCUGACCUUUUCCUUUGGUAUCCUUAUUCAAAAAUUGUUUGUUUCAUUCAUAGUUGAAUGAUGUCAUGCAGCAGAAUACAAUGUUUCAGAUGGGACAAAGGUGACCAUAGCUGUCGUGGCUACAUGUUUGGUGGUGUUUUUCGUCAUUGUUGGUGGCGUAGUUUUGUUCAAGCGCAGGAAAAGGAAAUAUUUUGGACAAUUUCGGAUGGCACGACUUCGUGAGGAAGAUGAGGACGAGGGGAAUACUUUUGCUGCCGACAUGGAAUAGACCUGAGAUGGAUAGGAUUGCGACGAGAAAGUUUAUGGUUUAUUGAAUGAUUUGAUUGUGCAUUGAGUUAUUUGAUUGUGUAUUGAAGGCUCAAGAGAGAUUGAAUUUUGUAAGUAUUGAAUAAACCUAAGAGGCAUUUGUUAUGAAUUGAGGGAUUUUAAUGUGCUAAAAAGGAUAGAGAGAGAUUUAAUAUUGAAUUUUGUAAAUAUGGAAUAAACCUGAUAGUGAUUUGAUUGUGUAUCGACAAAACCUGAGAAAGAAUAUAACUGUUAAGGUGAAAAAACGCGAGACUGAUUGGAUUUUGAACAUGGAAAAAUUCUCUAUUCUUUAUUUGAUGAGAUGCCACCAGGAAGAGGUCAAUAGUAAUUGGGGCGAAACAAAUACUGAUUAAUAGUGCUUAUGUUUAUGUCUCAAUGAUGAAUGUAUUCAAGAAAUGUAUGAUCAUAAACUAUGAAAAAUGUUGUUUAUUUUCCUUUCAUUCAUAUUUAUAAAAAAUUCUGACAAACAUUGUAGACCUGAUUAUUGUUGAUAAUUGUUUUUUUUAUAUACAUUUCUUUAUUAUUGUUAUUUAAAGGGUAUUGUAUGAAACUCAGCCAAGAUACUGGAAACCAGAUUUGUUUCAAAUUCCAUUUUGUCAACAAUAUGAACAUAAGUUUAGUAAAACAUUCAUUUGUUAUUAUCUUUGCAAGUUUUGUGUGCGAAAUAAUUGUAACAUGCUGGAGUAGUCUGAAGUCUUCCACUGACCCAAAGCACCAUUAUAUCUAAAUUGAAAAACACACACGCACACGCGCACGCACACACAUCGCACUUAAUUGCAUUAAUAUUAUUUUACAUGAGUUUAUUUUUGGCUUAUUUAAAUUCCAAUGACAUUUUCAUACGCGAUUGGAAAUGUCUGCAACAUGUUUGCAAAUAUAGUCAUAAAAUAACAAAAAGAUAUAAGGGAAUCUAUAAAUAAUUCAUUUGUGAAUAAACACGUAUAAACGAAA